AUGUUUACGGGUACGCUGCGAUUGAAAGUAUGCGAGGCGAUCGGACUGCGGCCGACCGACUUUCAGACACGGCACACGAUGACAUUUGGCCGGCUCGGUGAUCAGCUCAUCGAUCCGUACGUGUCGAUAGACGUCGACGAGAAGUUCAUAGAUCGGUCCACCAUGAAGCCACGGACCUUCGAUCCGGUGUGGAACGAGAGCUUCAUACACGAGGUGGAGAACGCGAACGUGCUCGGGAUGACAAUCUUCCACGAGGGUCCCAUCACGGACGUGUUCGUGGCCAACACGACAAUACCGUUCGAGGAUCUGGUCACCCGCAACGAGUCGGAGCAGCAGGACUUUUGGGUCGAUCUCGAACCACAGGGCCGACUGCACGUGAAGAUCGAUCUCCGAUGGACACAGGACGCCAACAAUGUAGCCUCGCAGAACUCGUGCCGCCGGGCAGUCGUCAAGGAUCAGCCAUUUUUAAAUCGCCGCCGCGGUGCUAUGAGAAGGCGUGUUCAUCAGGUUAAUGGUCACAAGUUUAUGGCCACAUUCCUGCGUCAACCGACAUUCUGUUCCCACUGUCGCGAAUUCAUAUGGGGAUUAGGCAAACAGGGCUAUCAGUGUCAAGUGUGCACGUGCGUCGUCCACAAGCGGUGCCAUAGUUCGGUCGUAACCAAAUGUCCAAAGAAAAAGGAUGAGCAAACCAAACCGACACCAACGGAAGCAGCCCAACGGUUCAAUGUAAAUAUGCCACAUAGGUUUUCAGUGCACUCGUUCAAACGGCUGACGUUCUGUGAUCACUGCGGGUCGCUGCUGUACGGUAUUAUCAGGCAGGGGCUAAAGUGUGAGGUGUGCAGCAUGAAUAUCCACCGGCGCUGCGAGGGCAACGUGGCGAACAACUGCGGCAUCAACACCAAGCAGCUGGCGGAGCUGCUGAACGAGAUGGGCAUCACCAUGGAUAAAACACCACCCCGUAGAUCUAAGGUAGCGUACAGGCCAUUUCGAACACAGAUAACUCUGUACAGUGCUAAUAAUCUUACGCAUUACCCCUUUCCUACACAGUACUCCAACCAAACGCCUAGUGAUAACCUAUCGAUGUCGGAGCGUUCGGACGACACAAGCUCGCUGGACACGCUUUCCACCAAGAGCGGCGCGGAAAGUGAACUCGGUGCUCACAAUCUGGGAGCGGGAGCACACGGUGGACGUGGCGGUGCGGGUCAAACAUCAAAGUCGGGCGGUCCGACAAUGGGCAUGCUGGUGAAUUUGGGCACCGACGACGAUGGGAAUGCGCGACCGAUGCCGGGCAAGGUGUGCCUGAACGAUUUCAACUUCAUCAAGGUGCUGGGCAAGGGUUCGUUCGGCAAGGUGAUGCUGGCGGAGAAGAAGGGCACGGACGAGGUGUACGCGAUCAAGGUGCUGAAGAAGGACGUGAUCCUGCAGGACGACGAUGUGGAUUGCACGAUGACGGAGAAACGCAUACUGGCGCUGGCCGCCAAGCAUCCGUUCCUGACGGCGCUGCACUCGUGCUUCCAGACGCCCGACCGGCUGUUCUUCGUGAUGGAGUACGUGAACGGUGGCGAUCUGAUGUUCCAGAUACAGCGUGCCCGCAAGUUUGACGAGCCGCGGGCAGCGUUCUACGCGGCCGAGGUCACGCUCGCGUUGCAGUUUCUCCACCGGAACGGUGUCAUCUACCGUGAUCUGAAGCUGGACAAUAUACUGCUCGACGCGGAAGGUCACUGCAAGCUGGCCGACUUUGGCAUGUGCAAGGAGGGCAUCACUGGCGACAACCUAACGUCCACGUUUUGCGGCACGCCCGACUACAUUGCACCCGAGAUUCUGCAGGAGCUCGAUUAUGGACCGUCGGUCGACUGGUGGGCGCUGGGUGUGCUGAUGUACGAAAUGAUGGCCGGUCAGCCACCGUUCGAGGCGGACAAUGAGGACGAUCUGUUCGAGGCAAUCCUGCGCGACGACGUACUGUACCCUGUUUGGCUUUCCCGAGAAGCCGUUUCGAUUCUGAAAGGAUUUAUGACCAAAAAUGCGGCAAAGCGGUUAGGCUGCACCGAUGGCGAAAAUCAAAUCCGAAGUCAUCCAUUCUUCAAAGAUAUGGACUGGGAGGCGCUGGAGCAGCGCAAAGUUCGACCACCAUUCCGGCCACGAGUGCGAAGUGCUCGCGAUGCACUAAACUUCGACACCGAGUUCACGAAGGAGGAUCCCGUGCUAACGCCGGUGCCGAACGAUAUCAUACGAUGCAUCAAUCAGGACGAGUUUUCGGGCUUUUCGUUUACGAAUCCGGAGUUUGGACCGGAAAGGAAGAUUGUUUGCUAAGUUGCCGCCUCGUUUCGGUUUGUCGAACCAAUUCCGGUGGGUAAAUGUCAAGGUAAAGAGUAUUGGCGGAGAUAGCGAGACAGAGAGAGAGAGAGAGCCACGCACGUUGAUGUUUGCCACCGGGACACAACAACAUACACACACACACACAAAACGGCUCUGUUUAAGCUGUUGCUAUUGUGUGCGUGCGAAUGGUGCACGUAACAGGAAAAUGGUUGAUUUGAAUUCAAUUGGAUAUAGUCUGUGUCGUGGUAGCGUUAGCAUCUUCCUUACUCGUAGUUAAACAAUUUUAAUUUUCCUUUUCACCUUUCACGCAGUUUCUAGGUUUUUAUUCUGUUAGCAAACAGUGUAGAAGAAGCGCAGGGAAAUACGUCCAGGAAGAGGAAAAGUGCUAGAGUGUGGAGAUUUACGGGCACAGACACAGAGCAAAGCAAAGGUGUAACAAAGCAGGGGUUCUUCCAAUCGCCCCAAUCCGGUAACUAUCGCCCAUCGUGUCGUGUUCGGUGGGAUUGAAGAUUUAGAACGAUAAGAUUGUUUGUAGUGCAGGGAUGGAAACGCGACAGUAUCAGCGGUCGGUUUGGGUCUAGCCGGACGGCGUACGGUAUCAUUCGAAUAGGUGUUUUAAAUUAGUAUUAUUAACAGCUCCCCGUGCGUGGUUGAUAGGUUGACGUAUGUUUAGUGAACGGUAUGGCAUCCAAUGGAUGGGGCCGCAAGUGUCCGGAGUCAACGUUUGGUGGCGGCUGGUUUUACUUUCCCUUGGCCCACCCCGUGAGUUAGUGAUUUUUUUGUUGUUGUUUAAUUAACGCUUAAAAACCAACCGUUAACGUUUCUUGUUAAUUCUAUACUUCUUACGAUAAUCAUGCUUAUACACAAUCCCGUGUUUGAGUUAUGUUGCACGAGGGCGUACCCUGGUGCCACGAACGGUGUAAUGCAAUCUCAUUAAACCACUCACGCUUAUCAGUAAUGCGCCUACGGCCAUUGUUAGCUGUACUAAUUUCCAAUAAUCUAGCUAAAUUUAUUCGUUCUCUAGUUCGGUUUGAGUACACAUUUCGUUGGUAUUCGGCAAUAGUAUUAAGCGGCUAGCAAACACUCUCUUCGAAAACGGCGGCUAGCUUUAUCGGGAAUAGGAACGAAAUUUGAGUGUUUUCAGCCUUCGUUAGGUUGCUUAUGUUGUGAAGUUAUAUAUAUUUGUUAAGCAUGCUUUAGCUACACGAAAAAAAACCACAAAAAUUGUUGAACAAAUUACGUACUUCUUCUUCGAUAGGUUCGAUGGUGCGAGGUGGGUUACGUUUCACUAACACUUUUGGGAAACCGAUUUUGCAUUUAUUGUCCGUUAGCCGCGCGUAAUAACACAUACAGUGCUAUUUGAAUGCUAGUCAUUAGCUUGUUCUUUUUCUUUUUUAAAUGCAAUCUCGUCCCGCAGAGCUGGAACGACGUUAGGCAGCAUCCUUAUUUAAUCGUUUUGUUGUGUUAAAUCCUGUUACUGUUACUGAAAUUCGGUUGUUGCUUACCCAGCGCAACAUUUCAAAAAUGUGUUUUAUUCUUAAUAUCGUGGUAUAAAACUAGCGAAUGUAACAAUUCUACCAAAGAAAGUCAGUGCGUGUGAGUGGUAAGGGAAGGCAACCAAAUGGGUUCGGUUAGCUACAGUGAGACACAGGCAGCCGCGCCGAAUUCAUUUAACAUUCGGUCCAUUUCGUUUUUACCGUCUCGUUUGGGCAAGUGUGCGGGAUUGUGUGCGGGUGACAGGCUGGUCUGGCCAGUAGAUGUAGGAGGAGCCCCUUGCCAUAGGAUAGCUAAUUGUUAGGUAACUAGGAGAAUGUGGUAUACUAUAUGUGUUAUAGCUGUGCAUCAGGUUUGCAAAUGUUUGCUGUAAAAAAACAAACCUACAGUAUUCGGUUUACCUAUGUUUGUUCUUUCUUGUUUUCUCGUUUAAAUAGCACAACUUAUUUAUACAGUACUCGUCGUGUAACGGUGUGUAUGGAUGGAUGUUGACUAGUGAAGAAUGUUUAACAGUAGAAAAGCAUAGAAAACAAAAAAAGAAAAACACAGAGACAAUUUAUGAGAUGAUCAAAAACCAAAGGUACACAAAUUGAUCUGUUGCGUGCGAGAGCGAGAGAGAGAGAGAGAGAGAGAGCGAGCGAAAGCUCGAGAGCAUGAACUGGCUGUUUUAUAAAGAAAAAAAAUAUUUAUGUUUGAGAUGGUAGUGAAAAAGCACAAAAAAAAGGUGGUAAAAGGUUUAUUUAUUUAAAACAAAAACCGGAGAUACAUUUUCCUUCCAAACGUGGCAUAUCUCCUUUGCUGUUUUUAAAACUUCCCCCGAUGAGAGCAGAAUGGAACCGCCUUAGGUGUAACGCGGAAACUAUCUCGAUGGCGGAUUCCUUUUGCUUGUUUGAUGGCUUUGAACGAAUGGUAGGCCCUUUCCACGGUUACUGUUGAACAGCUAAAAAAGCUGGGGCUCUUAACAAACAACCAACAAAGGAAAGUGAAUCCUAUCGUCCGUACAAAGCCACGUGGCAGCAACCUGAAUCCCCCCCCAGGCACAAUAGUACAGGCAAUGUUGUAAUGUUGUGUUUAGUUGUUACUACUCAUCGGUUAACGUGUUUCGUCGUUUUGUCGUGAACUUUCAUUGUGAUUGUGUCGCUUACAGUAGUACAGUAGUAGUCGUAGUACCAGGGUUGGAAGUUGGAAAACGGUCCGCAGGGGCGCGAAGAAAGGCAGAACGCUACAAUCGUAAUCGUAUUAGCGCUCACUGCAGUUUUGCGAACAGAAAGGGAAAAGAAACACAAAAACACAGUACAGAGGCUUUGAGCUUUCAUAUACGGGUGCGUUUGGUCAGGCCGGCAAGUAGACAGACUCCACGGAUGUCGGUGACGGUGGCCAUUAUCUUUUUUGUACCAUUUUUCCUUCCCUUUCAAGCGCCAUUCUGAACUGCCACCGUGACACGGGAACGAUCUUUCGUCUCACGGUGGCGCUCUCGGAAUGGAUAGUUUUGCAACAAAAAAAAAACGGGGGAAAAAUACUGUAACACAUGACGAUUAGGAAAGAGCCAUAUAUAAAAUUGCUCUCGAGAAAAGCAAAAGGGGUCGAGUAAAGCAAAAUACAAAAAUCCGUCUGAUAAUAUUAACAAAACAUAGGAGAAAAAUUCAAGAGGCAGAAGCAAAACCACACAACAAACCAAACAGCAAAAAAAGCGAGACAAGCGCGUUGCUGUAGCAAGACGAAGAGUGCGAGAGAUCCUUGCCGCAACUGAAAGGCCUUUACGCAAACGAGCAAGGAGGAUGUCUUUACUGAAAAAUGCUGCACAAAACCAGAAAGGAGCGCGUUUGCGUACUCUGUCUCACUGUCAGACACUUGCGGUUAUUGGGUUGUUACUUUUUUUUGGAGUCAGGAAAGAGGAAUCAUAUUGACGGCGGAAUGUGCAUUGGCAUGGAGGCAAAUGCCUUCAUGUUUUGGCACGUUCGUGAGGGAUUGACACGCAGCGACAAGCGACAGAGCGCAAAGGCAUGUUUGGUUUUUGAUUUCUUGCGCUGCAAAUGAACGGAAUGCGUCAAGAAGUGGCAGCAACGAGAAGCGAUUACUUACCCACUAGCCAACAUGAUAAAGCAAUAUUAUUACCAUUUUAGGGAAUCUUCAGAUUUUUUUUCACUUGCUGUCUCAAAGUCCUCCGACAUCGACCCGACCGGCCCAUUGUGCGUGUUAUAAUAAACUUCAGGAGCUUCACACCUGGGUGUGAAGUUUUUCAAGUUUUGAACUUCAACACACGGCCGUAUGAGAAUUGUAGGGUUCAGAUUGCUAGGAGAUGACACACAGUCGGGCUCAAACUUCAUGUUUUCUGCGUGUUAUCGUUCGCCUAGGGAAGCAUUUGGUCCUUCAAAAUCCCGUAAUAUGCUUGGCAAUCAGACAAGGCCAGAGUUGAGCCACUUUUCGUCGGAGAACAGAAUUAUCAAUUGUUUGUAAUUGUUUUUGAAAGAUUUGUUUUUUCUAACAAUUCAAUCUCAUUUCCUUUAAACAUCAAAAUUCUCAACUCGCACCUCAUCCUGUCGCUCCUUGUAUGGUGCUUUUGUAAGGACGUGGUGAUUCUGGAAUCUUUAUUCCCCGUGAGGGUUGUUUUACUCCAUCCGAUACCUGUUUUCUCUUCCAUGGCCCAAACAUUUUCGUACGCAAGACCGCCUCAUUCGCAGCAGCAGCUGUGUACAUGCGUUAACUGACAUUUAAUUGGCGCAAAGGAAGUAGCGCAGCUCGUGUACAUUAGUUGCAUGCUAGGAAGAUUAAAACACUCCACCAUUAACCGUAACAAGUACAUCGUACUUCUCCCGACUACAGUGACCGAUAAUGAAGUCCAAAUCGGUAAAGAAAACAGACGAAGCAUCCUCAGCCGGUAGCAGAACAAAACAAAAAACAUACAACACCUCGAAACAAGGCGACCUUUGUGUACUUGAACAUAUACCAAAAAGAAAAAUAAGAAAAGAAGAAAAAACAUACACACGCACACAAACAAAACAAGAGCAGAAACAAUAAACACAAAAGUGUGGGAAGAAGAGAAGAAGAGAGAGCAAAGUAAGUAAUGCGCCGCUGCUUCAAACAAACACUUGAAAGCUUGAAAGACGGUAGGGCGGCGCUUAUAGGACACACAUGCACACAAAAAAAAUGAGAAAAAAGUGGAUGAAACUAAUGGAAUACAGAGAGGAAAGCAGAACAAAAACCACCAAGUACCAGCAAGAGGGGGAAGUGAGCAGCGCAGAGGCAGAGCACACAAAAUGGCACAAUGGUUUGUGUAUAUUUGGCGUCGGGCAGAAACGGUACAGAGAUGGGAGAGCAUAUAUAUUGCAGAACAUAUAUAUAUAUAUACAUAUAGAUAUAUACAAAUACAUAUAAGAACAAAAGUAAAAGUGAGAACAUAAAUUAAGAAAAUUUAUAAAAAUGAAUCAAGAAGCAAGGCGAGAGCGAGAGCGAGAGAGAGCACGCGAUCGCGAUAUACUAAUACACACGCAGUAGGGACGCGAUCAGGAGGAUAAUGUAAUCGGUUUUAAAGCAAACAAAGCGACACAAAAUUAAACAAGCACACGUACAUUUAGGGAGAAGGCAAAACAAAAACCAAACCUCAGGGGGUUUGUUAGACAUCAGUAGAGAAAAACCAAAUGUUUGAUCCUUUUUUUUUUUGGUGGUGGUGCAAAAACAAAAAAUGGCGUUUGCGAGGCUCAUUUGUUUAGAAGCCACGGCUCCCUUGAUUGUGUGCAGACGUUCGAUCGCAUAAUCCUUUGCCCCCCCUUGUCUGAUCUUCUUCGACGAUCAGCUUGGUCCAGCGGUUGCGGUUGAAGCAUAUCCGUGUCCAGCGUCCAGCCCGUUCUGUGUAAUGCGUGGUAAUGAAGAUGCGAAGUUAAAAGCAAACCAAAAUGUCCCACCGUGUACCUAAAGCAAGAAGAACAAACAGACAAAAACCACCCGCUUUGUGUCCAUCCGCUGUCCCUUUCAGCAGCAGCAACAGCGGGCUUUUCGUUAGUAGUUGUUCCUUCUCCUCUAUAAUUACACCUCUAAAUCCGCUCUUAUAAGUGUGAACGAGUGUGUGUGUAUGGCAUGUGUGUGUGUGUAGCGUAAGGAUGAAUUGUUUUGGGUGUGAUCGCGAAAAUUUGGCCAUGAAAGUGAUAAAAUUAACUAAUUAGUUGUGGAACUACCUUCCCCGGGGAAAAUGAUACGCUCCCAAGACACUGGACCAUUAAGGAUUACGGCGAUGGAAGGUGUGUCACGUUGAUUGUGUUGAUGGAACGCUCCUAACUUAAUUUAAAUCCUUGUGUGAUAACAGGAUGACUUUUAGGUUAACUUUUUAUCGAGACGUCGAACAAAGCGGGAAACCCUUUAAACGGGUAACGUGAUGUACUACCGGCAAAUUGAGGUUCAGCACAAAGGGAAACAAAAACCAAACAUGAAGAACUCUGUUGUGCAUGCGUGUGAGGGUGAGAGAGAGAGAGAGAGAGAGAGAGAGAGAGAGAGUGUGUGUGUGUUGUAAGCCCACGAUCGAGUGUCUCUUUGUAUUGUGUGAGUGUGCGUGUGUGUGUGUGCAAUGUCGCUGUUAUUUUGUCGUCAAGGAAAGGAAAGCCACAAACCACAUAGAAAACCUCUUUGAAGAUGGCGGCUCAAUCGAAAGCCGACCGACCGGAAGUAGAAGGAUCAAAAUGGCGCGCGAUGUGUGUAAUAAGUAGCGUUUGUCGUCCCUCCCCUACCCUCCCACUUUUGUUUUUGGUGUCCCAUCGCGCGGGAAAGUAAAGAGCCCGCGCCAAGGGAAAAGUCCCGUGCGCAGUAAAAAAAGAAGGUGGAACAUUAUGAAAAUAAAGAAGAAGAAAAGAGGAAACAAAAUGGAAGAAAAAUGAUACAAAACUGGGAAAAGCCUGACAAAGAUAACCCCACUUUUAUGGAGAAAUGGUAUAGUGAAGCGAAACAAAAAGGAGAGAAAAAAAGAGAGAAAUCCACACAUACACACACCCACAAAAACAAACCCCUAUCAUACCGAUACGCGGCAGCACCACCAUCAGGUGGGCUGAGAAAAAGGAUGCCCGUGUGUGUGUGUGCGUGCAUGAGCGUGAGUAUGUAUGUGUGUGACGCAUGGAAGCAAAAACAAAACAAGUUGUAAAAGUAGCAAAAAGAAACCAAUGUGUCGUGGCAUACGAGGAUACAAAAGGAAAUGCGUUUUGCUAAACAAAAAAAAAACACAGAACAAACUAAACAAAGUGCACACACACA
Molecule: messenger RNA, 9045 nt
Organism: Anopheles stephensi (Asian malaria mosquito)
Lineage: Eukaryota; Metazoa; Arthropoda; Insecta; Diptera; Culicidae
Gene: Pkc98E
Product: protein kinase C
Exons: 10
Coding region: 1-2310 (769 amino acids)
Biological process (GO): protein phosphorylation
Molecular function (GO): diacylglycerol-dependent serine/threonine kinase activity; ATP binding
Source: RefSeq, a predicted model, not a curated record